Babesia ovata is the source of this 1020-nucleotide messenger RNA. RefSeq lists its product as uncharacterized. The transcript has 4 exons. Bases 1 to 1020 code for a protein of 339 amino acids. The record is from RefSeq and is a predicted model, not a curated record. NCBI's taxonomy places the organism in Eukaryota, Apicomplexa, Aconoidasida, Piroplasmida, Babesiidae. Gene Ontology annotation, molecular function: structural constituent of cytoskeleton.
AUGUCUGAUAGCGAUUUAUUGAUAUCGCAUAGCAGCCAUGGCUCUCUUCCCGAGUCCGCAUAUGUCGUCCUCCCAUUACCAUGUCUACCAGCGACACGGUGCCAAUGGACUCGAACCAUACGUUUCGUCAAUCGUCUCAUCCUGGUGCGUUCUGCCGUUUCGCGGCAUUACCUUCAUUUUUUUACAGUUCGUUCCGAUGGAUUUUCUGGGCGUGACCUGUUUCUAGUUCACGAUGUGUUGCCUGAAAAGGAGGCAAACGACCGUCGAUUUCAAGGCGGAACGAAAUCGAAGCUGAUGAUUUUGAGUGAGAAGUUGCAGGGAUUCGAGCGUCAGAUGGAAUUCCAUGCUAAGCAGCGUAGAAUGCACGAGGAGCAGCGUUUUUUGAAUAUCAGCGAAUCGCUGAACAAGCUGGAUGAAGCCAUUUCUCAGGAGUCCAAACGCCGCAUGGAGACGAUAAAAGCUCUGCACGGUAUAUUCGAGAGCCAAAUAGGCGCCGUGCAAACCAAGGUGGAGACUUUUUUCAAUGAUAAGUUGGAUCAGCUCGACGGCGUGGUGAGCUCGCUUUCUGAGCGCAUCGACGCCAUCAGCGCUCGGUGCGAGGACAACGAAAAGCUUCUGCAAGAUAACCUGGAAAACAACUGCGUCGCUUUAGAGAAGAACCUCGCUACGGUACAGAAACUGUUCGAGUGCGAGCGACUGUCGCGCCAGGAGCGCGAGGAGCACAUUCUGAAGCGCAUUUCGGAUGUUGAGCUUCAGAGUGAGAGCGCGUUCGGGAAGGAGAUGCAGAACACUGAGGGUCAGUACCAGCAGCUAAAGGCCGAGUUUGAGAAGAUCAAGCAGCAGAACGAGGAGCGCGAGAAGGUGAUAAAGUCUUCCGUGUUGGACGAGAUCGCGGCUCUGAGCAACGGCUUGGCCGUGGAAUCGUGCGCACGCGAGAGUGCGGACAGCGACCUGACCCAGGCCCUACAUAGCUUCAUGAAAGUCAUCGCAGACGUUUCCAAGCUGCCCAUCAGCAGCUAG